CCAUCGCUAGUGUGUUUUCACCGCCUUUUUUAUUAAGCGAAUAACAAGUGAAGAUUUGCUGGGGGAAAACAGGAGCCGCAGGAAACAGGAAACAGGCAGACAGAGAGUACAGCAGAAUGCACGCUGGCGUUGUUAAGACGCCGCUCAGCGGCAGGAAAAAAGAUGCGGCUGUGCCGGCCAAAUCAGCGGAAAAGACGGCCAGCGGUGGCAAGAAGUUCGUGCAGACGCGUUUGCCCUUUAAGUUAUUAACGCCAGGCGGUGGGGCGGUGCCCACAUCCUCCUCCUCCUCAUCGUCCCCCGCCACUAUCGGCUCUGGCCCCGUCACUGUAAUCCUGGAUGAGGACGAUCCCGCUCCGCGCAAGCGAAAACUUUCGUACGACGAUGAGUCGCCAUCGGAGGGCACUGGCUGCUCUACGGGGCAACUGCGACGUUCGACCAGCAAGGAGAAUCUGGAUCUGGCCAGUUCCAUAGCCACUAAAAAGGUCAAGACCACGGAUUCGGUAGUGGAAGAUGUCAUAGAACUGGAUGAGGACGAGGCCGACAAGGAGAUAGAGGACCAGGAUCAGUUGGUAGAGGCCAAGUCCUCCAAGGAGGUCAAGUUGAAGCCCAAGAAGUCGGAGGGCAAGAAAGGCUCGCCGGCACCCAUACAAAUCAAGCUGCCAUUGGUCAACAAACGAUCAAAGCGCAGAAAAUCCCUGAAGAAAUCUGAGGAACCGCUGGAGACUUCGACCGCGGAUGUUGCCAAGGGGGACAGCGAGUCCAGCGAUGACAUAGAGAUUAUCGCCGAAGAACUGAACCCCCAGAAGAGGCAAAAAGUACAAACGCCGCGUGAGAAAUCCCCAGAAAACAGCUCUACAAGCGGCAAGCACACGGAGGAGGUCAUGCAGAAGAAUGGAAAGGACUCAAAGAAGCAGGAGGAGUCCAUGAAGGCGGUCAAGGAGUCGAAGAAGGAAGAGCCAAAGACCGCAGAACAAAAUAAAAAGAACGAUCAGGCCACAAUAGAUCUCUUUAUGGGAAAGAAAAUGGAAACUAAUAAGAAGGAUAAACCGGAGGUCAAGACCACAGCUAAAGACAACAAGAAAGAUCCACUGAUUGCAGAGGAUUCCAAACCAAAAGAAGUCCCUAAGAAGGAAACAAGCAAAACCGGAGGAAAAGGCAAGAAGGAGGGAGCAAAACCAGCUGAAAAGAGUAAGAAAGAAGAGAAGGAAGACAGCACAACAAAGUCAAAGAAAGAGAAAGCAGACUCACCUGCAAAUAAUCAAAAAGAACAACAAAUUGGAGUCAAGAAAAAGACUUCUGAACCAGAAGAUGCAUCGAACUCACACAAAUCGGUGACGGCCAAAAAGGAUUCCAAGAAAGACGAGGCAUCUACUCAAGUUAAGUCGGACAACGAAUCUCCGGAAGCAGCAGAAAUCUCGAUGAUCCUCUCGACCAGCGAGGCCAACAGUUCCAGCAGCGAGCACGAGAUGGAUGCGGAUACGGACACCGCGGCCACCGACAGACCCUCCGCCCAAAAGGAGACUCGCCUGAACAGGAAGAGUCUGCCGGAAGUAACCGGCGCCCCGAAGGGUCUUACGCCCAAACAGCAACGACUCAUGGAGCAAAGGAAAAAGGCUCGCGAGGAGAAGGAACAAAAGCUGGCGGAGGAGCGUCGCCUCAAGCAACAGGAUAAGGAGCACCGCGAGCAGCAAAAGAAACAGGAGCGCGACGAAAAGGAACAGCAGCGGAAGCUGGAGAGGGAUCAGAAGGAGCAGCAGAGGAAGAUGGAAAAGGAGGAGAAGGAGCGCAAGCGACAGGCGGAGGUGGACUCCAAGAACGAGGAGAAGCGCAAGCGCAACGAGGCCAAGGAGGAGGUGCAACGCAAAAAGGACGAGGAGCGUCGCAAGAAGGAGCAGGAGCGUGAGGAGGCCGAGCAAAAGAAGAAGCGCGCCGCCGAGUCCUUCUCCAAGUUCUUCGUGCCCAAGCAGCCCAAGUGCGGCAGCGGAUCCAACAACACAUCCUACCUGGAGCACGAGCAAAGCAGCUGCGACAGCUCCAAGGCCAGCAGCCAAACGCUGGCCUUUCGACCAUUUCAGAUCAAGGACGACAUGCUGCUAGCACCGAUCGUGCGCAACUCGCUCGGCCAGGAGCAGCGCUCCCAGCUAGAUGGACUUUUUCGACACCGGGACGAGGAAGCUGACGACGAGGAGGAAGAGGAGGAGCAGGACAUCGUCAGACGAAAGCCGCCGAAUCGGGCUAAUCUCUAUCUUAGUGAGUUGAGCAGCGGACGGCGCAAGCCGCUCAAGAUGCAGCGCGAUGUGAAGCUCCAAAGACGCACCAAGGACGAGGAGGAUGAUGACGAUGUUCAAGUGAUAGAUUACCUUUCACCGGCGGGUCUGCCCAUCGAGGUGGAGCAGCCCAAGCAGCUGACCCGAAUGAAGGCCAAGUAUCUGCAUUUCGCCGACAACCGGAGGCCACCGUACUACGGCACCUGGCGUAAAAAGAGCAGCAGCAUCUCCGCCCGACGCCCGCUGGCACAGGAUAAGGUGCUCUUCGACUACGAAGUGGACUCCGAUUGCGAGUGGGAGGAGGAGGAGCCGGGGGAAUCGUUGAGCGCUAGCGAGGACGAGAAAGAGAAGGAGUCCGAGGAGGAAUCGGAAGAGGAGUACAACGAGUGGUACGUGCCGCACGGACAUCUCAGCGACGAGGAACUGCAAAACGACGGCGACGGAAUGGAAGACGGCCACACGCGGGAGGCGCAGAAGGCCAAACUCCAGGUGCUGCAGCAGGAGUUCGCUCAGGAAAUGAAGAAGCAGACGAAAAAGAUCAAGGCGCGCCUGUUGGGUCCCGUUUGGCUGGACGAGAACGGCAACAAGUCCGAGCUAUUCCCAGCUAUCUUUGCCCACACCAUCGACAUGUACGCCUGUUGGCAGGUGGAGCCACUCAGCCUAGAGCCUCCGCCAGAACCGGAGCGUCAGGAUCAGACGCCAGAGCAGCCGGUGCCGCUGCAGCUGGACGAUCGUCUCAUGCAGCAGCUGGUGCGCCUUACCCACGGCAAUCGGAACUCGAAGACGUUCCUGAUCAACGAAUAUUUAGAGUACCUGAAAACCCAAGCGACCGCCGAGGCCAAUCAAACAACGCUGCCCUCAAAGGCUGUGCUGCGCGAGAAAUUCGACGAGCUUGCCAGCUGGAAGACCGUGGAGCUGAGCACACCCGAAGCCGCUGCCGCCAGUGCCAACAGCGCCAAAAAGGGCAGGAAACCGAAGAAGCGCCUCUGCUGGGUGGUCGCCAGCGAUAUGCUGGAAAAGUUCCAGCUGCCGGAUCUCCAGUUGCAGAAUCAAUGGAACUACACGUUGACGCCCAAGGUUAGCGACGGACCAGAUGCAGCGCAGCAAGAGCAAAGUCCACCAGCGGAUGCGGUACCAGCCGCCUCGCCCGCUUCCAACCAGACCACAAACUCGGCACCCACAACGCCCAUCAGUGGACAGACGCAGGCGGGUCAGGGCGUCAAGAAGCGGGCCACCCUGAUCAUGUCCGUGCCCAGGGAUCAGCCGAUUCCCUCGGCCACCAAGAACAAGCUGAUUAGCCAGUUUCUGCAACGCCAGAGCGAUGCCAGCAAACCCAAGGAGAAGAUGCAGGAGAAGCCACCGCCCAUUGUCUUCGAUGAUGUGGUGAUGCUCUCGGAUUAAGACUAGGAUUAAGCUAGAUCCCCUAAGGAUCUUCCGCUUCCUGCUAAGCGAGUAUUUUAAGAAUACACAUUUUUUUUGUCGCUAGUUUCACUCGUAAGUUGAUUUAAUUUUAAAUGUUCCGAUGUACGUUCGACUUGUAUGUCCUUCUCAGCCAACCCAUCCCCACCAGGGUCACCCCUGCCCCAACCAGCAUCCCACCCACUCGAUCGCAAAGUUUUUAAGAAGUUGAGCAACAGAAGCUCGCAGGAUUGCAAUUUUCAUUGAGCCAACUAAACAUAUAUAGUAUAUAUGCAAUAAUACACUACCUACCUGAUGAUGAUCUUUCAUUUGAUGGCGAUUUUGGGUUCGCAUUGGAAAUAUAUAGACACAAUACAU
Messenger RNA from Drosophila melanogaster (fruit fly), 4043 nucleotides. It is a transcript of the gene Caf1-180, whose product is annotated as chromatin assembly factor 1, p180 subunit. Lineage: Eukaryota; Metazoa; Arthropoda; Insecta; Diptera; Drosophilidae. Bases 117 to 3668 code for a protein of 1183 amino acids. The record is from RefSeq and is marked reviewed. The transcript has 3 exons. Gene Ontology annotation, cellular component: nucleus.